AUAAGACAAUGGGAUCAUUCAUGAUUCAUUCAGUAAGGGUGUCCCUUUCCCCAGUCCAAGAAAUAUUACACAGUCGAAGGAGUGCCAGAAGCCGUACACGGAACGCUUUUUAUUAACAAGGUCACUGCAAAUUAUUACACUUAAAAGAGAAUAGAAAAUGUUGACUGAAACACUUCUUGUUCUGACGAUCAUCUUGGUGACUGCUUGGGCGUUCUUCACGAAGCCAGCUGGUCUCCCACCAGGGAAAUGGGGACUGCCCCUAAUAGGACACAUCCCACGUGAUGGCAAGUACAUCGAUGAACAGCUAAAGGAUAUGCAGAAACAAUUUGGCGACAUCUAUUUGUGGAAAUUCGGAACACAGGUGCAGGUGUUCGUCCACGACUACGGCAUCUGCAAACAGAUGUUUGGCAACGCAGAAUUCGUCAACAGGCCUUACCUGCCCUCGAUGACUGACGACUCUGGAGAGAUCCUCGGAAUAGUCAUGACAAACGGCGCCCCCUGGCACACCAACAGGAGAUUCACGCUCCGUCAGCUGAGAGACCUGGGUAUGGGCAAGGCCAGUCUGAUCACGGCCAUGCACGAACAGGUUCCAGUGGUUCUGGAAGCCCUGGAAAGAGACGCCGGGAAGGAAGUGGAGAUCACAUCUGCUCUCAACACGGCCAUUAUCAACAUCAUCUGGAAGAUGGUUGCUGACAAGCAAUUCGGAAGCGAGGACCCACGACACAAGGACCUCCAGCAGUUGAUGACACUCAUCAACGAUAGUUUCGACAGCGCCACCAUCGCAGACAUGUUUUCCUGGCUCCAGUACUUCAUCCCUAAGUCUGUGUUCCGCAGAUGGUUCAAACUCGAUGUUGGGAAGGCAGCGGAGGAGAAGUUUUUCAAGUAUUUUGACGAGCUGAUUGAAGAACAUCAGAUGAACCUGAAUCCUGAUGACCCAAAGGAUUUGAUAGAUGCUUACUUGAUCGAGAUGAAGAAUAAGACACAGGAGAAUGGAACCUGGAGUGUCGCUGACCUGAGGUACCUCAUCUUCGACAUGUUCUCUGCUGGAUCAGACACGACGACCUAUACCAUGAAGUGGCUCGUCCUGCACAUGGCUGCGUUUCCCGACGUGCAAAGGAAGCUCCAGCAGGAAAUUGACAAGGUCCUGCAGAAAGAUGUCUUGCCAACGCUCGAGGACCGUCAGAGUAUGCCUUACACAGAGGCCGUAGUCAAUGAAGUCCUGAGAAAAUCCUCCUUGACCAACAUUGGCGUCGCUCAUUCGGCCGUGAAGGACACAACACUUUCCGGAUACAGGAUUCCAAAGGAUACCCUAGUGACCUCAGCCUCCAUGGCCAUUCACCACGACGAGAGAUACUGGGAGGAGCCUCAUCGUUUCCUACCUGAGAGAUGGCUGUCCCCCGAAGGGAAGUUCGUCAUGAAGAAGGAGGGGUUCCUGCCUUUUGGGACAGGCAAAAGGGCGUGCAUAGGGGAGAGUCUGGCUCGGACAGAGAUUUUCAUCUUCACGGCAUCGAUCUUCCAGAAGUUCAACGUCUCCGCCCCAAACGGCCUCCAGGUCGACCUCCUGCCCCGCCAUGACGUGAUGUUCUUCCACGAGGUCAGGAAACAGGGCGUUGUUUUCACCCUAAGAGCGUCGUAGGUCCAGAUACCAGAUACCCUUUCGGGAGGUCAAGGUCACCGUUCUUUGUGAAGGUCACACACCAAUAGUCACGGCUUCCAUAUCAACCUCCAGGUCCAUCAAAUCUGAUGACGAGUCAGGGGUGUUUUAUAGUAAAACAAAAAAUUACAAUAAAUGAAGAAUUGAAAUCAUGA
Macrobrachium nipponense is the source of this 1809-nucleotide messenger RNA. RefSeq names its product cytochrome P450 2L1-like. Gene Ontology annotation, molecular function: iron ion binding; steroid hydroxylase activity; oxidoreductase activity, acting on paired donors, with incorporation or reduction of molecular oxygen, reduced flavin or flavoprotein as one donor, and incorporation of one atom of oxygen. The transcript is spliced from 11 exons. Bases 158 to 1636 code for a protein of 492 amino acids. Gene Ontology annotation, cellular component: cytoplasm; intracellular membrane-bounded organelle. Lineage: Eukaryota; Metazoa; Arthropoda; Malacostraca; Decapoda; Palaemonidae. The record is from RefSeq and is a predicted model, not a curated record. Gene Ontology annotation, biological process: xenobiotic metabolic process.